UAGGUGUGUUUCGCGAGGAAUUCCGAUCCGUACUUUGGAUUGUUUAGAAAUUACCUCCCUUUACUGUAGUGGCGCAAAAAUCAAAAUUCGUGUUUGGCAUUUGAGCUUGUUAACCGACUGAUACAGACAGAAUGGGGGAUGUUUCUGUCCUCAAGGAGGAGUUGGCCCAGAAAGAUGACAACUUGAUGAGAGCUGUGGAGGUUGGGAAGGCUCUCCUGGAAGAAAACUCACAGCUGAAGGAUAAGAUAGAAGAUCUGGCCAAGAGCUAUGCCCAGAAAGUGGAGGGCAGGGAGCAAGAGCUGUACAGUCUUCAGCUGAAGUAUGACCAGAAAGCCAGCAUGGAGAAGUGGUAUAUUGACGAGAUCGCAACACUCAAACAGGAGAUGGCAGCUCAAAGGGAGAGAAUCAGCAUCGAACUUGAAUCACGGCAUAACCAAGAAGCUGUACAGUUGAAAAAACAGAUAAGUCAUCUCCAGGCAGACCUAGAUUUGUCCCAGAAUGCCGAGCGCCAGUUGAAAGAGCAUGUGAAGAAGCUGGAGGAACUGGUGCAGGAGCAGAUGAAUGAGACAGCAAAUAUCUCCCGCUCCUUCUACGGCGAGGAGCUCGGACAGGCACAGCAGGAGGUUGUCACACUGCAGAAUGACAAGACAGCCUUGAAGACACAGAUGAUUGAGAUGGAAUCGGAACUGGGACAUUUGAAGGAGAAGGUGGAGUUACUCCGGUCUCAUCUACGCAGCAAGGACGAGGAAAUAGAGGAUCUGCAGUGUCAAGUGACUUCCUACUGCAACAACCAGGAGAGAUACCAUGUUGAGAUUCUGGACUUAAAAGCCCAACUGGAAGCGCUGAGGAUGGAGGCCAACAGCCAUGACUCCAAAGGAAACUCUCUCUUCUCCGAGGUUGAAGACCGUCGUGUCGCUGCAGAGAAGAAACUGAUCUCACAAAACAUACAGAUUGAAAUGCUGAAGGAGAAAUGUGGCAUAUGGAAACAGCAGCACCACAAGCUGAAGAUGCAGAUGCAGAUGGCGCUGCAGGUGAGCGGGAACCAGUCAGACAGGGAGGCAGUCAACGAUCUCCUGUCACAGUUGUCUGAUGCAAACUCACAGAUAAAGAAUCUCACCAAAAAAGUAGAGGAGUUGGAGAAAACAAGGGACGGCAAGGUGGACCACAUGGCAGAGUUCCACAAGUGUUUUGGGCAUGGCGACAGGGAGGACUAUGUGCAGUUUCUCCUCAACAUGAUCAAGGACAAAGAAAAGAAGCUGGAUGAGGUGGGAACGGAGCUACGCGUGACCAACAUGAUGUACCUGGACUCCAAGCAUGAGGUGUUACAGCAGAAGAGGGAGAUCUUUACUGCAGAGGAGGAAAAAGCCAAAGUACACAAACAGAAUGUCAAACUGUACCUCCAGAACGAAGAACUGCUCCUGAAAUAUGACCCUGAGAAGAUACAGAAGAAGAAACAUGGAAUGGUUUUCAAAAAGGAGAAGAUUCCAUUGAACAACUCUGAGGACGAGACAGAAGAGGAGAAAAUGAAAAUCCGUGAAAGUCACGGCAUUGAAGGUCUGGACGCUUCCUCCCUCUUGAAAAGGUCUGGGAACACAAGUGUACUGGUAAACAGUCACAGAGAGAAUGUGAUGUCACAUGAUGAUGAUCACCCCGAAAAGAAGUGCUCAUCAGUAAAACUGCCUGGAGAAAAGUGUGUGUCUCUGUCCGAUGCUGUUACUGUGGUCAACUCUGAAGGAAAGAAGGAACAAACAGCCCUAGUGGACGUAGAGAAGCCGGGAAGGAAGGAAGGUGGGAAACCCAAAGCAGGUCGUCGGGUUAUCACACAAGUGAAUUAUGAAAAACCUAAACCCCAAGAGUGUAAACAGCAAUGAAAAACCUAAACAAGUCCAUGAGUGUAAACAGCAAUUAUAUUCCUAAUGAUGUUACUUUGAGUGUGAAUGUCCUGGUACCAACUUGCUGAUACAUCUGUGAAGUUAACUUUUAGCCAACUGUUUGAUUCAUGUUUAAUGGGUUUUUUGUGUUUGUUUUUUAAAAAAGUCAUUUUAUUUGAAAAAAGGGGCAAAUGUAAUUGAAUACAGUUCUCCAUGGGCGCUACAUCCAAGAUGGAAGUGGUCAGUAUUCAGACAGUUCAAGGUAUGAGCAGUACACAUGAAAUGUUAUCCAGGAAGAGUUACCUCCCAUAGUUAAGUUUGCCAUUUGGUUAUACAUGAGCCGAGUUUGAAGUAGACAGAAAACUUUGCAGAGUUAUCUCCCUUCCAUCAUAACCUACUCCAAAACCCUUAUUCUCGAAACGUUCGUACUGACUGACUGACUGAGUUUGGUUU
This is a messenger RNA of Haliotis rubra (blacklip abalone), 2324 nucleotides long. RefSeq names its product protein Spindly-B-like. Lineage: Eukaryota; Metazoa; Mollusca; Gastropoda; Lepetellida; Haliotidae. The transcript has 11 exons. The record is from RefSeq and is a predicted model, not a curated record. The coding region runs from base 132 to 1871 and encodes 579 amino acids.